AUGGAGAAUGUAAAGGCGGAAGAGUCCCUCCCAAACGGCAUGGAGAACGCCGAGCCAGAGUACCACUACGAUAUGCUCAAAAGGCACAGCUCGGAAAUGAAAAAAGAUCUCCUGGAGUGGUAUUACAAAUAUAGGAGAAAACUACCCUGGCGGAAUGACCCACCACCGUACACGACCAGCGUUCAGGUGCCGGAGGGAACACCACAAAGCGAUAUAAGGAGCUACUUCUGCAAAAAGGGAGAUGCUCAAAUUAGCAAGAAUAAUGCCAAUAGAGAAAAUGGAACGAGACUUAUUACAAAAGGGAGGAAAAAGGACCAAGAGCAGUUACCCCUCCGGGAGGUAAAACGAGCUAAAAAUGAAUGUGUACAGAAAUCAUCUGUGCUGAAGAAAUUAUCUGUUCUGAAAAAAUUACCUGUACAGAACAACUCACCUGAGGAGUGCAAAGGCCAGCCCAGCAAUGAGUUGGAGGCUACCCAGGGGCAAUGUGUGACCACCCUGAUUAGUAACACCAAGGUAGAAGUAAAACAAGAGGAUGGUUCAUUGUCCCCAAGUGAGAAAGAACACUUAAGUGUUCGGGGGUAUCAAAUAUACGUAAGCGAAAUAAUGCUUCAACAAACGAGGGUUCACGCAGUUGUUAAUUUCUACCUUAAGUGGAUGAACAAAUGGGGUACUAUUUUCGAGUUAGCCAAAAGUAACCUGGAUGACGUUCUUAUAGAGUGGAAGGGAUUGGGGUAUUACAACAGAGCGAAGAACCUACUAGACUGUUGCAAACAUGUGGUUGACAAAUACGAUGGAGUGUUUCCUAACGAUUUAAAGUUACUCAAAGAGUUACCAGGAAUAGGAGAUUACACGUCCAAGGCGAUAUGCAUACAUUUGUACAACAGCAAAGAUAUAUGCAUCGACACAAAUGUGAUUAGAAUUUUUUCUAGAAUUACAGACACGAUUAAUUAUAGCAGCUCCACGGCUUUAACGAAACACUGUGAACGGGUGAGCCACGUUUUGUGCGCAGAUGACUCCAAUUAUUCUGACCUCAGCCAGGCUUUAAUGGACUUGGGGUCCAGCAUUUGUAAUGGCUCCCCCCAGUGUGCUCAGUGUCCCUUGAACAAGCAUUGCCUCAUCUAUUUGAAGAAGAAGAACAAUAAUAAUAAUAGUAAUAGUAAGAGUAAGAAAAGGGACAGUUCGUUUUAUAUGCCCCACCCCGAUGGAUGCAAGCUGUGCGUCCAAGACAGAAACGUAGAAAUUAAGUGUGUUCCCUUGACCAAGAAAAAGAAGAAAAAGGAAAAAAUAUGCCUCGUUCUGCUGGUAAAGCGAAGUGUCUGUCCAAAGGGGAAGAACGCAAAUAUAACAAGCAAGGUGGAAAAAAGGAGCACGAAAAAAAAAAAAAUUACCUUAACGGGUCAGAAAAGAGGAGAACAAAUGGAGGAUGACUACUACUUGAUGAUAAAGAACACAAACUCGAAUUUGUUUUCAAUGCAUUAUUUGUUUCCCCUUUUGCUCUUGGACCAGUUUGAUAAAAAACUUGCGCACACGCAUUUAAAUGGGUUGCUGGGUAGCCUAAAUUUGAGCAAUAUCCUGGAGGAUUCCUUCACCUACAUUAAUAAUUUUAAGCAUGUGUUUUCUCACCUCACAUACGACACGCACAUUUACGUAUGUUCUGUCCUGAACGCGGAAAAUAUUACAGAGAGGAAGGAAAAUGUCUGGAUAAAGUUGAAAGACAUUCAGGACUUCACGCACAACAGCUUUUGUCAAAACAUAAUAGACCACUACAGAAAAAGCGUGACUGAGUCUAGGAUGUAUCUCUCAUAA
Messenger RNA from Plasmodium fragile, 1806 nucleotides. RefSeq names its product A/G-specific adenine glycosylase. Gene Ontology annotation, molecular function: 8-oxo-7,8-dihydroguanine DNA N-glycosylase activity; adenine/guanine mispair binding; oxidized purine DNA binding. Bases 1 to 1806 code for a protein of 601 amino acids. Gene Ontology annotation, biological process: mismatch repair; base-excision repair. Gene Ontology annotation, cellular component: nucleus. The record is from RefSeq and is a predicted model, not a curated record. The transcript has 5 exons. Lineage: Eukaryota; Apicomplexa; Aconoidasida; Haemosporida; Plasmodiidae.